Messenger RNA from Pangasianodon hypophthalmus (striped catfish), 3046 nucleotides. RefSeq names its product matrix metallopeptidase 2 (gene mmp2). Lineage: Eukaryota; Metazoa; Chordata; Actinopteri; Siluriformes; Pangasiidae. Gene Ontology annotation, cellular component: extracellular matrix. The record is from RefSeq and is a predicted model, not a curated record. Gene Ontology annotation, molecular function: metalloendopeptidase activity; zinc ion binding. Bases 202 to 2175 code for a protein of 657 amino acids. Gene Ontology annotation, biological process: response to hypoxia; extracellular matrix organization; tissue remodeling. The transcript is spliced from 13 exons.
GUGCGCGCGCGCGCGCGAGCGAGACAGCGUCCACGAGCCCGCCUCUGCGCGAGCUCCGGAUCGGCGUGUGCAGUUGUGCAGGAAAACGAGCGGAAAACACACACACACACACACACACGCACGCACUCCGGAGCUUCGAGAGCGCACGGUGCCGAGCUGUUACUGCUGUCCGUGCCCGGGCUCCUUCUGCAAGCGGAUAAAAUGAGUUUCUUUACGCUUUUCAGCCGGAGGCAUUUAGUCCUUCGAGCUCUCCUGGUUCAGGUUCUUGCUUCUUUAGGAACUUUUGCAGCGCCUUCGCCUAUCAUUAAGUUCCCAGGCGAUGAUCCUGCAUCUCGGACAGACAAAGAAGUAGCGCUGCAUUACUUGAAUAAGUUCUAUGCAUGCCCACAAGACCGCUGCAACUUGAUGGUUCUGAAGGACACGCUGAAGAAGAUGCAGAAGUUCUUUUCUCUUCCGGAGACGGGAGAGAUUGAUCAGAAGACAGUUGAGAUUAUGAAGAAGCCACGCUGUGGUGUCCCAGAUGUGGCCAAUUACAACUUCUUCCCGUCAAAGCCUAAGUGGCAAAAUAAUGAAAUCACAUACAGGAUCUUGGGUCACAGUCCAGAUAUGGAUGAGGAGACGAUCGAUGAUGCUUUCUUCCGUGCUUUUAAAGUCUGGAGUGAUGUUACACCUCUUAAAUUCACACGCAUCACGACCGGAGAGGCUGAUAUCAUGAUCAACUUUGGGCGCAAUGAGCAUGGUGAUGGUUAUCCAUUUGAUGGUAAGGAUGGUCUUCUGGCCCAUGCGUUUGCUCCGGGCCCUGGGAUUGGAGGAGAUUCCCACUUUGAUGAUGAUGAGCAUUGGACUUUGGGAGAGGGCCAAGUUGUAAAGGUGAAGUAUGGCAAUGCGGAGGGGGAGUUCUGUAAGUUUCCAUUCCUCUUCAUGGGUAAACUGUACAACAGCUGCACAAAUCAAGGUCGUGAUGAUGGCUUUCUGUGGUGUUCAACAACCUAUGACUUUGACACUGAUGGAAAGUAUGGGUUCUGUCCACAUGAAUUGCUGCUCACACUGGGUGGAAAUGGAGAAGGAGCACCAUGUAAGUUCCCCUUCACGUUCCAAGGAGAGAAGUAUGACAGUUGCACCACUGCAGGUAGAGAUGACGGGUACCGUUGGUGCGCCACUACAGAGAACUAUGACCAGGACAAGACCUAUGGAUUCUGCCCUGAAACUGCCAUGUCUACAAUUGGAGGGAAUGCUGAGGGAGCUCCCUGUGUGUUCCCAUUUAUUUUCCUGGGCAAAUCUUACGAUGCAUGCACCACCUCUGGACGUAAUGAUGGGAAGAUAUGGUGUAGUACCACCAAGAGUUUUGAUGAAGACCGCAAAUGGGGCUUUUGUCCAGACCAAGGCUACAGUCUGUUCCUGGUGGCAGCUCAUGAGUUUGGCCAUGCUCUGGGCCUGGAGCACUCCCAAGACCCUGGAUCACUCAUGGCUCCCAUCUACACCUACACUAAGCACUUCAGGCUCUCCAAUGAUGACAUCAGAGGAAUUCAGGAGCUCUACGGUGUGCCAACAGGAAAGCCACUUCCUCCCACUCAGGGUCCAGUCACUCCUAUGGAUAUCUGCAGUGAGAACAUCAUAUUUGAUUCUAUAGCACAGUUCAGAGGGGAGACUUUCUUCUUUAAAGACAGGUUCCUGUUUAGAACUACUAGUACAGACAAGAAGCCAUCAGGUCCAUUGUUGGUGGCCACAUUCUGGAGUGAGCUUCCUGAGAAGAUAGAUGCAGCCUAUGAGAACCCACUGGAGGAGAAGUCCGUGUUCUUUUCAGGUGAUGAAAUGUGGGUGUAUUCAGCAAGCACUCUGGAGAGAGGCUAUCCUAAAAAGAUCUCCUCCAUGGGCUUUCCACCAGACCUUCACCGCAUAGAUGCAGCCUAUGCCUUCCACAAGAGCAAGAAGACCUACCUGUUCUCUGGAGACAAAUUCUGGAGAUACAAUGAGGCCAAAAAGAAAAUGGAUCCUGGCUUCCCCAAACUCAUUGCUGAUUCCUGGAACGGAGUUCCUGAUGAUUUGGACGCUGCCUUCAGUAUGAACGGAGGGGGCUACAGCUACUUCUUCAAAGACUCCCACUAUCACAAAAUGGACGAGAACUUUAGGAUCAUCAAGGUGGGAGAGGUGAAAGCAGACUGGCUGCACUGCUGAGCAGCAGUACGAUCCCCCAGCCAUGACCUUUAAACUUGGAUCAUCUUAUUCUGUGCCACUAUGGUGUAAUGUUUUAUUGGCAACACUCCAAUCUGUCAGAAUGUCUUCGCUCCCACUGAUCUCUCCCAGUUGAGAUCAAUCUGGUAUUAGUCAGCCUGUGAGGCUUUAUCAUAGCUCUGGUGAUCUUCCGUAAUGGAACAUAGUUAAAGCCAGAUCUUACAAACUAUUUGCAUCGUUAAACCAUGUGAUAAUUGCUGUUUAUUUCCAGUGCUCAUUUUUUCUUUACUCAUGGCCUCCUUAAAGGAAAUUAAUUUGUGUGUCACACUAGAUUUGCAAAGACAUCAGGUAUGUCCCCACUGAAUAUUCAUGCAAUAUUGUAUUUCAUGUAUUGUUUUUCUACAUAAACCGGAUUCAGUCAAGUAGGACUGUAAAAGUACAAUUAUAGGCAUAAAAACUAAUGUUUUGGAAAUGUUUUGACUUUUGUUUAUUAUUCUAUUAGUGGAAAAUCUUAUCUGGUGCAGUAUUUUUUUUUUUAUAUCAUUUCCUAGGGGGAAGCACUUUUUUGUACAUUAAUUAAAAUUGUGUUCUGCAGCAACACAGAGACCAAACAUAACAGUAGCACAUCAUUUUUUAUUUUUCUUCUGUUUCUUUCAUGGCACUAGGCAAUUGAGGGCACGGGUUGCCUGAGACUGUAUAUGGGUUUGUUGUGUGAUGGACUCAUGACCGAAAAGUAUCAUGGAAAAUACUGUUAAUUAAUCAUAUGUACUUUUAUUUUGACCUUUUGAGUUGGCAUUAUAUGUUUUUAUUAUUGUUUGCUUUGUGCACUUUGUCAUUACAUGUAAUUCUGAAAAUAAAGACAAAAUAAAGACUG